This is a messenger RNA of Emericellopsis atlantica, 2234 nucleotides long. Its product is annotated as sodium/hydrogen exchanger family protein. The coding region runs from base 378 to 2072 and encodes 564 amino acids. Gene Ontology annotation, cellular component: plasma membrane. The transcript is spliced from 3 exons. Gene Ontology annotation, biological process: regulation of membrane potential; sodium ion export across plasma membrane; proton export across plasma membrane. The record is from RefSeq and is a predicted model, not a curated record. NCBI's taxonomy places the organism in Eukaryota, Fungi, Ascomycota, Sordariomycetes, Hypocreales, Bionectriaceae. Gene Ontology annotation, molecular function: sodium:proton antiporter activity.
CGACAAAACGCCAUGGCAUUGUCCAGUGCGAGCUCCAGGCAUGUCCUAGUCAAGUCUAUGACAGGCACCAGACCGCAAGCCCGCGACUCGGCCACCACAGUGGCGCGCGUUCGCUGCCGACUUUGCCGUGAGAGCGGAUCACCACCGGGUAUUAAAGUUGUUGAACUGUCCAUGCUAAAAAGCUAUGACGCAGCAGGCUCUGCGCGAUUAUUAUUAAGAUUUUGAAUUAUCGCUUCGUUCACGUUCCUCUGUCGACACGCCGCGUCUUCAACACCACCAGGUCGAGCACAUCGCCAACAUGAGCAUCGCCAAGCCCAGGACAAUCGCAUAACAGAGGACCCUGCAGGCACUUUCCUGCGCGCGCCAAGAUCGCAAUCAUGCCUACGCUGGCGCUCACAAACUUCAACAUUCUGGUGGGCUUCCUGGGCGGCUGGAUCUCACUCUUUGGUCUCGUGUCGUUCCUUUGCAAAGAGACCUUUUACCUCUCCGAGGCCCUCAUAUCGCUCCUAGCUGGCGUCGCCUUCUCGCCCCACGCGGCGAAUUUGAUCAGACCGCUCGAAUAUGCAGGCACGCAGGCCAAUGUCGAGGCCGUCACCCUGGCCUUCUCCCGCCUCGUCCUCGGCGUCCAGCUCGUGCUCGCCGGCGUGCAGCUGCCGAGCAAAUACCUGCGCGUCCAAUGGAGGCCCAUGACUUUGCUCGUCGGGCUCGUCAUGACCUGCAUGUGGCUCUCCACGAGCCUCCUCGUCUGGGCCAUGGUUCCCAGCUUCCCGUUCCUCUAUGCCUUGGCCGUCGGUUCCUGUGUUACGCCCACCGACCCGGUUCUGUCCAACGUCAUCGUCAAGGGCCGGUUCGCCGACCAUAACAUCCCCAAGGACCUCCAAGACCUCAUCAUCAGCGAGUCGGGCGCCAACGACGGCCUGGGCUAUCCCUUCCUCUUCCUGGCCUUGUACCUCAUCAAACACGUCGGUGCACAUGGAGAGCAAGGGUCGGCGGCGGGCGCUGGCACGGCAAUAGGUCUCUGGUUCGGCGAGACUUGGGGCUAUACCAUUAUCCUGAGCGUCAUCUAUGGCGCUGCCACCGGCUUGCUGGCAAAGGUACUGCUGAAGUGGGCCGAGGAUCGCAAGUAUGUGGAUCGAGAGAGCUUCCUCGUCUUUGCGAUUUCUCUCGCGCUCUUCAUUGUCGGAACGUGCGGCAUGAUUGGCAGCGACGACGUCCUGGCCUGCUUCAUUGCGGGCAACGCCUUCACGUGGGAUGACUGGUUCCGCCUGGAGACCGAGGACGACUCGUUCCAGCCGACCAUUGACAUGCUGCUCAACGUCACAAUCUUCAUGUGGUAUGGCGCCGUGAUUCCGUGGCACGAGUUUGUGCACAACAAUGUGAUCCCCAUCUAUCGCCUGAUCCCCCUGGGUAUCUUGGUCCUCAUGCUCCGACGCCUGCCGUUCGUGUUCGCCAUUCAUCGCUGGAUCCCGCAGAUUGAGCAGGCGAAGCAGGCCAUCUUUGUGGGAUUCUUUGGCCCCAUUGGAGUCUCCGCCGUGUUCUAUCUCUACGUUACCCUCGAGUUCAUCGAUGGCCUUGCGGAGGGUCCUAACCCUGCAGCGGAUCUGGAUCAAUUCAAGGAGACUGUUCGCGUUGUCGUAUGGUUCCUUGCCGUGUGCAGCAUUGUCGUUCAUGGACUGAGCAUUCCCCUCGGAAAGCUUGGGUAUUAUGCUCCUCGUACCCUAACUCGCAAUCUCUCCAUCAUGAGCGGCGACGAGGGAGACCCGAACCAGAGGGCCGUACGAGUCCGCGGUAGAGUCGUAUUUCCACUCAGCCGGGCCGGCAAUCGAGCUGCGCGGAAGCAACGGACCGGCGACGCUGAGUCGCAAGCACAGACUCAAUCUGAUGAUGAGUACAUUCGCAUGGGUCCCAGACUGCGUGGUUCCGUCAUCCCUGAACCACCGAAGGCAGCAGACCAGUUCGGCAACAAGCCAGUCGACCAGAACCAGGGACCACUCGCAUCGAUGCCAGAGCUGCCCAACCGUUCGAUUCGAUUCUUGGAUGAUACGACACCGCCGGAUAAGCAAGGGGACUGACGCAUUUCACAUCAAAGGGCGCACCUGGCUUGUUACUUCACCAGCCGUGGCUAUCUAAUGGGAAGGGGUGGAACAGGGCUUUAUGCUCGCACAAAUUCUUAGAGGUGGAAUAGUAGAGCCAGGCUACCUGAUCUUAUAAUAACAUGGACCAUUUUUCGUCAC